CUUGUAUCAGAUAGGCCGUGGGAGUCAUCAGAACUGUGCGUCGUAUGCCACCCUUCAACAACUUCCCAAGAAGAGGAGUUUCACAGACCUGCCGACGUCCAUCCAUGGGUGGAAAGGGAAGUUUGUGUUCGUGUCUCUGGGCGAGGGGGGCACAGAGUUUCCCUCCGUCGGCCACACAGGCCGUUUUAAUCUUCAUGAUGCGCCGAGGAGCUCCAUCCUGGACGCUCAAGUUGAGGCCUUCCUGGAGGGGGGGCCGAGGAGUGUGAAGACAUAUAUUACCGAGUACAAGAUGGCCUUCCUGGAGGGGGGGCCGAGGAGUGUGAAGACAUAUAUUACCGAGUACAAGAUGGCCGCCCUCGGCUUUGUACGGUAUUUUGUGUAUGGUGAUCUCGACGAUGAUGUGGAGUUGUGGCCGAAGAUGACCACGUCCUAUGAGGAGGUUGAUGGUCCCGAUCUGGGGGUGCCAGCUGAGGCCGAUG
Messenger RNA from Cuscuta europaea, 479 nucleotides. The record is from the annotation of a GenBank genome assembly. NCBI's taxonomy places the organism in Eukaryota, Viridiplantae, Streptophyta, Magnoliopsida, Solanales, Convolvulaceae.